GUCAGAGCGUCGCACACUGCUCGAUGCCGUGUCAAGAUGGCGGUCCACUUGAGCAGGUUCGUCCGGAGAGUCGUCCGCCUUCUUCCCGCACACUGCGGCGUUCCCGCGGCCGCUGGCUCCCGGCUGUCAACUGGACGUUGGACGCCGCCGUCAUGUCGUGGUUUAAGCCAAGAAAGCGGAGAGACAAACACUCACUUCGGUUUUGAGAGCGUCCCAGAAGAGGAGAAGGCAAAGAAAGUGUAUGAGGUGUUUGAGAAUGUGGCCCAGAAGUAUGACAUCAUGAAUGACGCCAUGAGUCUGGGGAUUCAUCGACUGUGGAAAGACGCGCUGCUGCACGUCAUGCACCCUCAGCCUGGGGCGUGCCUGCUGGAUGUGGCGGGCGGAACAGGUGACAUCGCAUUUCGUUUCCUGGACUAUGUCCAAUCACAGAAGGAGCGUCAGACGAGGCAGCGGGCGCGCUCCAUGCAGUCGCCGUCGUGGCAGGACAUCUCGGACAACUACUCCGGACAGAAAGACUGGGAGGGGGUGGAGGCGGAAUGCAGGGCGGUGGUCUGCGACAUAAACAAGGAGAUGCUGAAAGUGGGCAAGGAGAAAGCUGACUACAUGGGCGUCAGUGCUGGUCUGUCAUGGGUGGUGGGGGACGCAGAGGAGCUGCCGUUUGACGACAACCAGUUUGACAUUUACACCGUCGCCUUCGGCAUCCGUAACGUCACCCACAUAGAGAAGGCCCUGCAGGAGGCGCUGCGUGUCCUAAAGCCAGGCGGAAGGUUCAUGUGCUUGGAGUUCAGCAAAGUAACAAAUCCUGUACUGGCAAAGCUUUAUGAUGCUUACAGCUUCCAGGUCAUCCCAGUUUUAGGAGAAGUGAUUGCUGGAGACUGGAAGUCCUACCAGUACUUGGUGGAAAGCAUCCGCAAGUUUCCUGCCCAGAAUGAGUUUAAAGAAAUGAUGGAGGAUGCAGGUUUCUUCUGUGUGCAGUACCACAACCUGACUGCAGGAGUGGUCGCUCUUCACUCGGGUUUCAAGCUGUGACGUCUUGAUAAAAAAACACACAGAUCCAUGGACUGGUUCCUUGCAUGAGGCCUCAGUUCCUGUCUGCUCAGGUCGGAGGUCAGUCUACGUUAUUAUAUUUUAAAGGCCUACUGAAAUGAGAUUGUCUCAUUCAAACGGGGAUAGCAGGUCCAUUUUAUGUAUCAUAAUUGAUCAUUUUGCGAUACUGCCAUAUUUUUGCUGAAAGGAUUUAGUAGAGAACAUCGACAAUAAAGUUUGCAACUUUUGGUGCUGGGAGUCGCAGACAAUGACGUCACAAGGGUGAGGGCUCCUCACAUUGUUUUUAAUGGGAGCCUCCAGCAGCAAGAGCUAUUCGGACCGAGAAAACGACAAUUUCCCCAUUUGAGCGAGGAUGAAAGAUUCGUGGAUGAUAUUGAUAGCGAAGGACUAGAAAAAAAAUUAAAAGCGACUGCUCCGAGCGGGGGCAGUGUGAGCGUUUCAGAUGUAAUUAGACACAUUUACUAGGAUAAUUCUGGAAGAUCCCUUAUCUGCUUAUUGUUAUAAUAGUGUUUUAGUGAGAUUGUAAAGACAUACCUCGAGGUCGGAUGGCUGCGGUGAACACGCAAUGUCUCAGUGAGAAGCCGAGGAGCCAAGCUCACAGCUGCCUUUUAAACAGCUACUGCAGGAGGACGAAUAAUCCAAUGAUGUCUGCGGUAAGAUAUAUAUCACAAUUUUCCCAUCCAAAAACAUGCUGGUUGACGUAAAGAAACAUGUUCGCUUGACCGCUCUGUGUUAAAAACAAAGAAACACCGGCUGUGUCUCGGUGCGAAAGGCAGUUGCAAUACACCGCUUUCCACCAACAGCAUUGUUCUUUAUAGUCUCCAUUAUUAAUUGAACAAAUUGCAAAAGAUUCAGCAACACGGAUGUCCAGAAUACUGUUUAAUUGCGCGAUGAAAAGAGACUACUUUUAGCCGCAAAUGGUGGUGCGCUAAUAUUUCCUGACAGUCCAUGACAUCACGCGCACGCGUCAUCAUUCCGUGACGUUUUCAACAAGAAACUCCGCGGGAAAUUUGAAAUUGCAAUUUAGUAAACUAACCCGGCCGUAUUGGCAUGUGUUGCAAUGUUAAUAUUUCAUCAUUGAUGUAUAAACUAUCAGACUGCGUGGUCGGUAGUAGUGGGUUUCAGUAGGCCUUUGAAGCGCAUUCAUGAGCACCAGCAGCCAAAACAAGUGCAAUGUGGACUUAUGACUUAUCCAACUUGUCUUUCAGUUGUAAUAAAUGAAUGUUACUUAUGUAUUUUAUUAUUAGUUAAUGUAAUAAAUGUUAUUUUCAUGAA
This is a messenger RNA of Nerophis ophidion (straightnose pipefish), 2322 nucleotides long. It is a transcript of the gene coq5, whose product is annotated as coenzyme Q5, methyltransferase. Gene Ontology annotation, molecular function: methyltransferase activity. The record is from RefSeq and is a predicted model, not a curated record. The transcript is spliced from 7 exons. NCBI's taxonomy places the organism in Eukaryota, Metazoa, Chordata, Actinopteri, Syngnathiformes, Syngnathidae. Bases 37 to 1029 code for a protein of 330 amino acids. Gene Ontology annotation, biological process: ubiquinone biosynthetic process.